AUGUCAGUUUCAGAUUCCUCAGACCUCAUCGCAGAGCUUGCCUCCAUUCAGAUUGGCAAUUUCUUCGCCGUAGCAGGUGCAGGCUUGAUCGUGUACGAGUUCAUGAUAACCUUCAAUAAGGAGGUGGACCUCUUCUGGAAACGCAAGAUCACCUUGUCGUCUAUUCUAUUCCUCCUUAAUCGCUACCUUCCCUUGAUCGUGAACAUGAUUUAUGCACCAUGGCCAUCUAGUCUUUCUCCAACAACAUACGAAAGCAGGGCGGAAACCCUUGAGAUCUUCCAAUAUCUUCCCUGGGCAGUGUUCUCUGGCUUACGAGCCUACGUGCUCAGUUCUAGAGCGUGGCCACUUGCGCUCUUCGUCUUUGUUCUGAGUCUUGCGCCUGUAGUCAUCAACUACGUUACGCUAGGGUAUGCAGAAGUUUUGUUCGACGCCACGUUAGGCUGCGGUGUCACAAGCCCUCUGACUGAUGCUGUGCAACAAGACUGUGCGUGUGCUGAAGCGGGGACAUAUUUCACUAUCGUAUCUCGGGUUUGUCUUAUCACCUCCGACCUCCUGGUCUUGGCUAUUACUUGGAUGGGAACAUACAAGGACAGUAGAGAGAUGAAGCUGUUGGGCCAAACGACGUCGCUAUCUAGUAUUCUCUUUAGAGACGGCAUAAUGUACUUCUUAGUUCUCCUAAUCAUGAACACCUUGCACCUGAGUUUCUCGUUGCGCUCCAUACUCAAUCAAAACAACGAGAACAACGCUAGUUACAUCACGAUUCUCACCGAACCCAUAACCGCAAUUCUCAUCUCCCGCUUCCUCAUGGACCUCCAGGACGCCAGCAAUGGCAAGGGCCACCAGCACUCCCUGUCGUCCGUCCAGCUCGGCCAGAUCGGCACCCUCGACUUCAACGGAAUCAUCGGCUCUCUGGGCUCUACGCUUGCCGCCCCAGGUGAGGGACAUCCUUUUGAGCCGGCCUCCACUGCGGAAGACAGCAGUGCCACAAGGGCGGACGGCCUCGACUCUUUAUCGGACUCGGGGACUUUCAGUGAAGACACGGCCUCGAGGACGAUAAAUUCUUGUUGA
Molecule: messenger RNA, 1068 nt
Organism: Dichomitus squalens LYAD-421 SS1
Lineage: Eukaryota; Fungi; Basidiomycota; Agaricomycetes; Polyporales; Polyporaceae
Exons: 13
Coding region: 1-1068 (355 amino acids)
Source: RefSeq, a predicted model, not a curated record